Molecule: messenger RNA, 2306 nt
Organism: Dermochelys coriacea (leatherback sea turtle)
Lineage: Eukaryota; Metazoa; Chordata; Testudines; Dermochelyidae
Gene: SYCP3
Product: synaptonemal complex protein 3
Exons: 10
Coding region: 375-1097 (240 amino acids)
Biological process (GO): spermatid development; meiotic cell cycle
Cellular component (GO): synaptonemal complex
Source: RefSeq, a predicted model, not a curated record
UCUGUGCGGCCCGGGCGCUGUGGGGACUGGAGGCGGCGGAGGCGGCGGCGGCGGCUUUGGGUCCGUGCGCUGAGGGGCGCCGGGGAGACGCGGCCUCGGGGCCGGAGCCCCCCCGGGCGAAGCAGCCGAGCGGGCUGGCGAGGAGCAGGUGCCCCCGCCCCGGAACCGUUUCUCACUCCCGGCUGCCUCCUUUGCCCCUCAGGGAGCGCCCCCCGGCUCGCCUUGGGCGCGGCUCUGAGGUGAAGUGGGCGACUCCCUGCGGGGGGCGGGAAUCUCACGGGCGGGCUCGCCAGUCUGAUCUGGGCGGGGAGAGAAAUAAAUCAAGACCCAACUCCCCCCCCCGGGGAAGAACCUUAGAGAAAAAGCCUCUCAUUAUGGCACCAUCUGGAAGAAAGCAUGCAGGGAAAGCUGGUAAACCAAUACAGGAAGAUCAAGCCUUAUGUGCCUAUGACUUUCAGGAAGAGGAAAAGAAAAACUUGAGUGGAUCAGAGGAAGAUAUUAGGGAAGGUGACACUCCAGUAAUUGACAAACAUGGGAAAAAAAGACCUUCAGUGACUCCCAAUGCUGUACUUGAAGAAGAUGUGGGGGGUGAAGUACAGACUAUGUUGGAACGAUUUGGAGCUGACAUUAACAAGGCUCUCUUGGCUAAGAGGAAAAGAUUAGAAAUGUAUACUAAGGCUUCUCUUAAAACCAGUAACCAGAAAAUUGAACAUGUUUGGAAAACACAGCAAGAACAGAGGCAGAAGCUCAACCAGGAGUAUUCCCAGCAGUUCCUGACUUUAUUUCAACAAUGGGAUAUGGACAUGCAGAAAGCAGAGGAACAGGAAGAAAAACUAGCGAAUAUGUUUCGCCAGCAACAGAAGGUUUUUCAACAAGCAAGAAUAGUUCAGAGUCAGAGACUGAAAACAAUUAAACAGCUGUAUGAGCAAUUCUUAAAGAGUAUGGAAGAACUAGAGAAAAAUCAUGAAAACCUUCUAGCAGGUGCACAAAAUGAACUUCGCAAAGAAAUGGCUAUGUUGCAAAAGAAAAUCAUGAUGGACACUCAACAGCAAGAGAUGGCAACUGUUCGCAAAUCUCUUCAGUCCAUGUUAUUCUGAUGGCUCAGUGAAGAAACAACUUGCACCUAAGUAACAUGAUACAAUUAUAGCCAUUAGCAUGGAAAAAUAAGUCUGUUCCUUUAAAAUUCCAAUUUAAGAGUACCUAUUAAUCAAACAGUUACAUGUAUUAUUUCAAUAAUGUUACUAGUGAAAUUGAUAGUCAUAUUUUUUCAUGUUCUUAAUGGAAGAGAUUGCAAACUGGAUUCUUUCCUCAGAAACUAUUACUAUGUCUUUAAAAUGUCUGCUUGAAUUCUCCUUAACCUCUUUGCAGUGAGAGUUGCUUUUCUAACACUAAGGCAGUAUUAUAAAAUACAAGAUUAUAGCAGUAUGAAGGUUAAUAGAGGUUUACCUCUUGAAACAGGUGAAUAUGAAUCUGUGUACCAUACGCAGCAGUAAUGCAAAAUGGAUCACAAAAUUCCACCAAUAAUGACAUCACAGGAUUAAAAGGACACAUUAAAAACUUGAUGCUGUUAUGCAAAAAUGUACCUUUCCAACUUUAUAAUUGUGAACUAAAGAAACCACCAAAAUAAUCCUAGGUUGUGUGUGUACAUCUUGCAUAUUUAGCAGGAUAACAAACUGGAAAGUUUAGGAAUUGAAAGUAUGGUACACACGAAUUACAUUUCUUUGGUACUUUAGGUUAUUAGACUACAUCUUGUUAUUUACUCUUUUUCUGUUCUAGGCACUAAUGGUUGAGGGUUUUUUAAAGUAUCAUUAGUAGCCUUAUUAUAAGCUGUACAUUGUACUUUACUGCACUAACACGGACAUACAUUUGCCAAGAUGGCAAGACUUGUUAGUCAUGUUAAACCAGGUAUUUUGGCUUUACAGCAUAGUGUGCCUAAUUGGUUUAAUUAAGCCAAAUUAAACAGUUUAUAACACAGUCUGCAGUGAUUAUUGAUAACACUACACAUCUAUAUACUAUCAGUUCCCGUGUACCAUUUUGGAAGAGAUACUAAAGCAGAUGUCCAUCUCCAGAGCUGUAGCUGGAAGGGUAGUUCUUGCUGCUUUUUGAAAGAAUUAGCAGUUUAGUGAAGAUUAAGUUUUUAAAGUAAAUUCUUUAUAUUUUGUAUAUCACAGUACAGUGAAUUCCGAUUUACUUUACAACCAGGUUGGAGUUUUCAUGCAUUUGUUUUACAGAAAACCACUGUAUACACAUUCAUUUCUUACAACUUAGGAAAUCCCUGAAAUAUUUUCAACAUUUGGAUUUAAUAC